Argentina anserina (silverweed cinquefoil) is the source of this 2846-nucleotide messenger RNA. RefSeq lists its product as uncharacterized. The record is from RefSeq and is a predicted model, not a curated record. Lineage: Eukaryota; Viridiplantae; Streptophyta; Magnoliopsida; Rosales; Rosaceae. Gene Ontology annotation, biological process: snRNA 3'-end processing. The transcript has 11 exons. The coding region runs from base 646 to 2760 and encodes 704 amino acids. Gene Ontology annotation, cellular component: integrator complex.
ACUCUUUGUUCAAUUUUGGGUUUCAUAUUGGGUUUUAAAUUGGGGUUUAUUUUUAGGGGCUUAUCUGGGUUUAUCAAGCUCAAGUGGAAUCACUGUUUUGAUGCCUGAAAUACUCAUAAAGGUGGUGCCGGGUUCCUUGUCCGUUGCCCUCUGCAUUUGUAUCUUCUAUCAAUGAAUUUAGUUCCCAAGAUCAAAGAGACGCAAGAUUAUAACUGAAAUCAAGUAUUACAUUAAAUUUGGCUGAGUAGAGGGGCAAGGCUGAUUUGGGGUUAGACCAGGAAGUAUUUUUUUUAUAUAUUUUUUAUGAAGGGCUUCAGGAGGUUAGGUUAUGAAAGAGGAGAAUGUUAAGGUUUUUGGUUUGAAUUAGGGAUUUCUGGGAUUGGUUUCACGUAAAGUUGUGGUCUUGAUUCGACAUCUUAAUAUGUAAGAAGAUAGGCCUAAUUGUGUAUUAAUAGUUGUUUACUUUGUAUAUCAAUAAUUUAACAGUUUGCUAACAUCUUAUCUGUUGUGGUGUCGAACAAUGGCACUUAAUCGACAUCUUAUCUAAUAGUAAUAGAAGAGAAUUUGUUAAAGUGCAGACUCUGCAGUACUAUGUAGAAUACUUUCUGACGUACCAAGCUUGGACCCUGUGUUUGCUUGGUGACUAUGAAGUUUACAUGUUUGAGCACAGGUGGUGGUUACCAUUUCCCACCUUGUCACAUACUGGAGAUAUGUGGUUUUAGGAUUCUAAUGGAUUGCCCAUUAGACCUUUCUGCUCUUUCAAUCUUCGCACCUAUCCCAUUUGCUUCAAAAGCUAGUUCCAUGGAUAAAGAGAAUCCCAGAUGCUCAAACCUUAGUGGUCCUUUAGAUUUGGAAGGACAGUCAGUUCGAAAGAGACAAAAAGUCGAAAGGCCCCUUGAUGCUGAUGAUUUAAUAUAUGCUGAGCCCUGGUACAAAACUGUCAGGAACUUGCACCUAUGGAAUACCUCUUUUAUUGAUGUGGUAUUGAUAUCAAGUCCGAUGGGUAUGCUAGGGCUACCGUAUCUUACUCGAAUAAAGGGCUUCUCUGCUAAGAUAUACGUGACUGAAGCGACAUCGAGACUUGGACAGCUUAUGAUGGAGGAUCUUGUUUCAAUGCACAUGGAAAUCAGGCAGCUUUUGGGACCUGAAGAGUCCUCUUUUCCUCAGUGGAUGAAAUGGGAAGAGCUGAAGCUUUUACCGUCUUUGUUGAGGGAUGUAGCUUUAGGAAAAGACGGAGAAGAGCUGGGUAGUUGGAUGCCCCUGUACAGUGCAGCAGACAUGAAGAAUUGCAUGCAGAAGGUUCAGACACUUAAAUAUGCUGAGGAAAUGUGCUACAACAGUACAUUGAUUAUAAAGGCAUUCAGUUCUGGUUUGGAGAUAGGCACUUGUAAUUGGACAAUAAAUGGUCCAAAAGGAGGAAUUGCAUUCAUAUCUAGCUCCAUCUUUGUCUCUGCUCAUGCAAUGAAUCUUGAUUAUAUUGCUCUUCAAGGGAAUGAUACUAUAAUAUAUUCAGAUUUUUCUUCCUUGCAUGAUAUAGAAGAUACUGAGAGCGAUAUCACUAACUGUAUUCCACCUAAACCUGAUUCUUCAUCUCUCAGAAAUGAAGAAAAUGAGGGACGAGAGUGGGUUGAGUCGCCGCUUCAUGUUGACGAUAGUAUGGAGGAAAUGCAGAAACUAGCUUUUUUGUCCUCCCAUGUCAUUGAUUCUGUAAAAGCCGGGGGUUCGGUCCUUAUUCCCCUUAGUCGACUUGGAAUUGUUCUGCAGCUGCUAGAACAAAUAUCAGCUUCACUGGAUGUUUCGGAUUUGAAGGUUCCUAUUUAUAUCAUUUCUUCUGUAGGUGAAGAAUUAUUGGCUUUCACCAACAUCAUACCAGAAUGGCUAAGCAAACAGCGGCAAGAAAAGCUGUUUUCUGGACAGCCAUCAUUUGGACAUGUCGAGCUGAUAAAUGAAGGGAAGCUUCAUGUCUUUCCAGCCAUCCAUUCACCUGAAUUAUUAAUGAAUUGGCAGGAGCCAUGCAUAGUUUUCUCUCCUCACUGGAGUCUGCGGCUUGGUCCUACUGUUCAUUUCCUGCGGCGCUGGUGUGGAGAUCAGAAUUCUCUACUCAUUCUCGAGCAUGAAUUGGAUGAUGAGCUAGCUCUCUUGCCUUUCAAGCCACUGUCGAUGAAGGUUCUUCAAUGCUCAUUUCUUUCUGGGAUAAGGCUGCAGAAAGUUCAACCGUUGAUGAACAUAUUGCAACCAAAAGUUCUCCUGUUUCCCAAGGACUUGAAGCUGAUUAACUCUUUAAAAGCAUCCUUGAUCUUCCAGUACUGCCCUGAUGAAACAUUGUGUAUACCAAGCUUUAAGGACAAGUCAGAACUGGAGAUUGCAACAGACUUAGCUCUCAGCUUUGAUUGGAGAAAUUUGACCCAGGGAAAUAUUAGUAUGGCAAGGUUGAAGGGAGAGCUUUUCAGAGAGCAUGGCAAACACCGGUUGAUCUCUGGAAAUGUGCACGAGUCCUCGGAGAUUGGACCAUUGGUGCACUGGGGUUCACCUGAUUUAGACAAGCUUUUGACAGUGUUGGCAAGCAGGGGCAUCAAGAGUACUCUCCGAAAUGCAAGUAGUGGUUGUGAAUCAGGGCCUGCUAUUUAUGUCGUAGUUGUAAGUGAUCCUAGUCAAGCACUAAUAGAGGUGAAAGAAACUAGCACAGUGAUUACUGCUACUAGCAAAAGCUUAGCUUCCAUUAUUUUUGAAGCUAUAGGAAGUAUUCUAGAUGGUAUUUAGAUGAAGGAAAUUUCUCUUUGUUUCAUACAAUUCUAGAUUAGACUGGACAGUAUACGUCUAGAAGGAAUAUAUCGAAGAUUCUCAGG